This is a messenger RNA of Effrenium voratum, 1617 nucleotides long. Lineage: Eukaryota; Dinophyceae; Suessiales; Symbiodiniaceae. The record is from the annotation of a GenBank genome assembly.
AUGUUCUUGGACCGCAUCAUCUGCGCGGGGGACAUGGGCACGGAGCUCUACUUUGUGGCGGUGGGGGAGGUUUUGCCUGGCAACGCGGAGGAGAAGGGCGUGGUCAUCAAGACUUUGCACGAGGGCUCCUUCUUUGGGGAGUGCGGAGGUGCGGGGUUCACCAUCGAUACCAGCCUAAACGCCUGGUACAUUGGGCUGGGGCUUUUGUUUCCGGACUCCAAGCACAAGGGUCGGUGGUCCGGAAUCGGCCCGGUGGAUUUCUGCGGCAUCGGCCCGGUGGAUUUCUUCUUCACGGGGUGCUUCCGGGUGGACGUCUACGGCGCCACGGCGGGGUGGCUGCUGGUGGUGCCGAGGGGCACCUUGGAGAGCCUCUGCUCCGAGGAGCUGCUGGAGACCUUCCGGCCUUUGCAGAUCUUGAAGCAGGUUGACGAGAACAACGGCUACGAGGAAGUCAGUCAGCAGUCACAACCUGCAGAGAAGCAGCUGGAGGAGCCUCAGAAGAUCCAGCAGCCUGCAGCUCGAGUGAAUUCUCUGCAGAUGAUGGUGUACGAAUACGCAUACCGAGUUUCAGACUUGGAGGACAGAGUGACAUUGGUUGAGCCUUCUGGCCAAAAUCCGGACACCAGUGAAGAUGCAGAUGCAGAACAAGCAGUUCAGGAUAUGCUUGAUCAGGUGAGCAAUCAUGGUGCAACAACACGUGGCACUUCAGAGUUUUUCAGCGGAGAAGGAUUCAGACUGAGCGAAGACUCGCCGGAUGUGACCAGAGCGCAUUUCGUGGAUUUGCAAGAUGGUGAGCUACGACUUGAAAGCUUUUCUGACAUGAUGCACAGAUUGAUGUCACAGAAGGUCAGUCGAGAUGAGGCCUUCCUGGCCUUGCAGAAUCAUGAUGCAGCGAGAAGACGUAGUCGACAGGAGCAGCGGCUUGCGUGCGUGGCCAUCGAGCGCCUUCGGAAGCCGCCCGGCGGUUUGCGCUCAACGAGUGGGGUCCGGCUGACCAGCUCGAAACCCGGGUACUCGGUGGUCGUUGGGCAGCCGGAGAUGGCGGACGGCAUGAUGGAGUGCCCCAAGCCUAAGGACCCCAAGCCGCAGCGCCAGGCGAUCUCCAGCAGAUCCUCGAGCUCUCAAGACACCAGCAGCGAGGAGUGGAAUCCUCACACUGAGGAGACGGAGGUCAACCUGAACGCCGCCGCCGAGAUUGAGCCAGAACCUUCGCAGGUACGACGCAGUCGCAGCCUUUCCUGGGGCCAACUUCGGGAGGGCAUCCAAGGACCGCAGCUGAAGCGGCUCAUGACCUGCCGCACCGAGGUCUUCAGGCGUCCUCACAUUUUCCAGCGCCGCGAUGCUCGAUGCAUCGACCCCUUGAUCGAGCCCAUGGAGCUGGUGAAUACAAUGCACACAGGCGUGGGCCACGCGGGGCGCAGGGCCUCCAUGCGGAUCGCCCAGGAGAGCCAGGAAGUAGGCUCCAAUCACGGCACGCCCCGCAUGCUCUUUGCGCUGCACAAGGUGGAGAAUGGGAUGAACAACUUGCUCACCCGGAUGAACACCAUGGAGAAGUCCAUGAGCUCCAACCGUUCGGCUGAGCCGGUGAAGCCCGGGAAGGCCGCGGAGGCUGGCUGA